AUGAGAUUAAGCAGUUUAAUUAUUUGUGGUUUGAGAUAUACUAGUUCAACUGAGUUAGAGCCACAGUGGGAGUGGUGGCCUGCAGCAACAAAAAAGUAUAGUGCAAGGGAGGGUUACAGAUGGUUAUUAAAGAAAACAUCAAAUUGGAAUGCCAAUAGUAAUUUGAACUGGUUGUGGAAUACAAACAUUCCAGAGAAGUUCAAAUUUACUAUGUGGCUUGGCUUACAUGAUGCUCUACCAACUGAGACCUUUCGAUUCAAGCGGCAUUUAGCUUCUUCAGAUAUGUGUAAGAGAUACUCGACGGCUGGUAUUGCUCUUGAAGAGUGGUUUCGGAAGGCCUUGGCUAACAAUGAUGCGUCCUUUGGUGCAGGGCUUUGGUGGACCACAAGGUUGUUGCCUUGGCCAGAAUUACCGCCAAGGACUUAUAGGUUUACAGAAAUCGAAACAAUGCCUUUAGGUUUCUCCGAAAUUGCCUGUGUUGGGAACCACCGAUGUGAAUUAUUUGCUGCUUGGAGGGGGCUAGUUUUAGCUUGGGAUUGCGGUUUGAUGGAUAUUAUAUGUGAAACGGAUUGCCUUGACAUUCUGCCCAUCAUGCAUGAGCUUACAAGUUGGUAUUCAUCUGAAGUAACAGAUUUGGUUCACAAGAUUCGGGAGCUUUUAUCUCGUCCUUGGCUUGUUCACGUUGAAUGGGUGUCCCGAGAAGCAAAUAGAGCUACGGAUUGGAUGGCUAAAUAUGGUGCCAAGAGUAAUUCUAAUCAUGUUAUUUGGUCUGAGCCUUGUGUUGAUCUCCAACAAAUCAUUCGCUCGGAUUUAGGAUAG
Molecule: messenger RNA, 819 nt
Organism: Arachis duranensis
Lineage: Eukaryota; Viridiplantae; Streptophyta; Magnoliopsida; Fabales; Fabaceae
Exons: 4
Coding region: 1-819 (272 amino acids)
Molecular function (GO): nucleic acid binding; RNA-DNA hybrid ribonuclease activity
Source: RefSeq, a predicted model, not a curated record